AUGAGAAAAAAGAGUUGCGAUCGGACACUGCCGUCUUGCAGCCGAUGUAUAGGUCGCAACAUCACGUGUCACUAUGGCUCUUCAUCCACAGCCCAGCAACCUCCGCCAAAUGACUUGAAUCCCAAGAAAAACCGAAUUGGUCUCGCUUCUUAUCUGGGACCGAAUGUUGCGAAGCACCAGGAUCCUGACGGUUGGCUGACAUCUCAUCUUUUCGCCACGCUAAGAAUACUCAACCUUCAAAUAGAGGGUGUCCUUGAUGCCAAAAACAUUGCUCAAGACCUGCUUCGCAUGGAGAAGACUGUGGAUAUCCUCGAGCUCAACAGGAUGCCCCUCACAGCUGUUAUUCUGUUCCAUAGGGUUGGACUCGCCGCCAUCCUACUGGGAAAACACCAUGGUCGAGAUACCGGGGAUUUGUUGCGAGAAGUGAUACAGAGUCUCUCGGACAAGAUUGCUAGACGAUGGGACGUUGCCAGUCACAUCGCUUCUCAACUCCGUGAAGCACCUUUCUCAGGGUCAAGACACGGGCAUAGCUUAGGAUUAGAAGGCUGA
Colletotrichum aenigma is the source of this 549-nucleotide messenger RNA. RefSeq lists its product as uncharacterized. The transcript has 4 exons. Lineage: Eukaryota; Fungi; Ascomycota; Sordariomycetes; Glomerellales; Glomerellaceae. Gene Ontology annotation, molecular function: DNA-binding transcription factor activity, RNA polymerase II-specific; zinc ion binding. The record is from RefSeq and is a predicted model, not a curated record. Bases 1 to 549 code for a protein of 182 amino acids. Gene Ontology annotation, biological process: regulation of DNA-templated transcription.